GGAUACGAAAUAACAUUUGGUGUAAAUAUUUGUAUAAAUAUUUCUAUAAUAAUAGGAAUUUAUAAUAAGAGAAAUACAACAUUGAAAAGUAAGACAUUUAUAGAUUUUGUACAUUUAUAUUCAUAUAAUUACUUCAGAAAUCGAAGAAGCCAUGAGUUAUACGAUCGACAAAUUCUGGGACAACAGAUCCAUUGCCGCCGAAGACAAAAUUCAUUUGCACUUUGAAUACGUGGCCAAUGAUGCGACUGGGGGUAGGGAUCUGCGGAUCCAAAUACAGGCGCCCUUUUACGACGACCCGCAUAUGAAUGACACGACACCCGUGGGCUCUAUGGAUAAGCUGUGGGACUGGGAAGUCGUCGAAGUCUUCUUUUUAGGCUCCGAUGACCGCUAUCUCGAGACAGAGUUUGCUCCCAAAGGCCAGUACCUAUUGCUUCAACUGCACGGCGCCGGCAAUGUCACCAAAUAUCCCAUCCCUUUGGACACCUAUUCAGCCAAAAUU
Oppiella nova is the source of this 499-nucleotide messenger RNA. The record is from the annotation of a GenBank genome assembly. Lineage: Eukaryota; Metazoa; Arthropoda; Arachnida; Sarcoptiformes; Oppiidae.